Molecule: messenger RNA, 2139 nt
Organism: Trypanosoma brucei brucei TREU927
Lineage: Eukaryota; Euglenozoa; Kinetoplastea; Trypanosomatida; Trypanosomatidae
Exons: 1
Coding region: 1-2139 (712 amino acids)
Source: RefSeq, a predicted model, not a curated record
AUGGCUGCUCUGCGUAGUGUUCGUUCAAAGCAACAGGUGAACAAAUUCUGCAGUGUGGGCUCGGCGUUGCUUGGAGACGCGGUAUGUUUUUCCAUCAAAGAGUGGGAUAAUACGCUCCGAACUCUGGAGGCUGCGCGGUGUGACCCCCUCCUUUUACCACCCUUGGCGUCACUACCCACUUCAGCGGUGUGCGAGGCGGUUAGGCAUUACCAUAACGUCUACAUGAAGGCAUCACAACUGAUUGUCCUUCGACCAUUGCAUUGGAGAAAAUGGCAAGAAGGGCUUUGUGAGUUUAUGGAUCACACAAACAACAACGGCACUGAUGGCGGAAACAGUAGUAAUGGUUCAAGUACCACCCUUCACACAGGAUGUUGUGAAUUGGAAGUUCUGUGUGGCGCAUUUCUUUCCCAGCAGCGUGAGCAAUUUGUUGUUGCUUUCUGGGGUACUGUGGAUAGUUGCUCGCUGCGUCUGAAACUCCUUGUCUCCCGAUUCCCUCACGAAGAUGAAAUUAUCUCCGUCUCGCCUGUUGCAGGAGACGGAAUGGAUGGUAAUGGCGCGGACUUGGAAGAAGUUCGUAUAGCAGCAGAGGAGAGUGCGGAUGAUAUGGGGGAGGGUGCCAUUCUUUUGCGAAAACGGUACUUCCGAGAGCUUUAUAGUUUUCAGAGGCUUGCUUGCGAAUCAGCCCAUCUGUUCGGUUUCUAUGCUUCUGUGGGUAAGGCGGAGCGUUUGUGGCUUACUGACACUUUGCUUCUGGAACGGCAUGAAGAAGCUGCAGAGGUACUUAUCAGGCGUAGCUUCAAGCGUGACUUUGAUGUCCCUAGUUUGGAACUUGUUAGUGGUGAAUUACUUGAAGAUUACAAGUCGUUUGAGGUCAACGAGUCGAAGCAGCGAGUGUUACUGAAGAGGGCGGGGGAUACUCUUAAGGGGCUGUGGUGCAUUCUGGCUCAUGACAAGUUCGUUAAACAUCAAUCGCAGAGCAAAUUGCAACAAAAAGGAGUUGAGGAGGAAUAUGAAUGUGGGGUUGAAGAGGAAGAGAGGUCGUGUGGCACUGAUGCAACAGCGCUUAAGUUUCCCGAAGAACUCGUGCGUUGCAUUAGUUGUAAAGCCGUUAGAUCGGUGACCGCAUUUGCAACCGCUGUGCAAUCCAUCGUGGAGUGUAAUCCGUCGUCGCCACCUUCUGCUAACCUGGAGCGUCUUGAGUUUCUCCUCUCAUUGUUACUGAGAUGGUUUGAAGCUUACACAGGGGAACGUCACAGGGGCGACAUCCCAUUGUUUCUGGAUACGGAUCUUUGGGAGUUUCUGUUGCAGAGACACACAGAGUUGCUCAAAUGGGUGAUGUCUGCUUACUGUAGUGGAGAGACCGAUGUGGAUUACAAUUCGGCUGUGGAGGCUGUGCAGUUUGUGUGCCUUUCUGUCCUGCGGUGCCUAGACGUGUACAAGGCUGCCGUGGUGUCGAAGCGGUGCGAGGAGAGCGUGAAGGACAAACUUAAAUGCGUUGCAGGGAACACGGUUGCUGAGUGGUUGAAGCACACGGCCAUUGGCGCAUUUCUUCGUGGUAUUCGACGUGCGUGUUCUGAUUUAUGUGCAAGUGGAACGCGUUUUUGUUUGAGCAUCCCGUUGAUGUUAAUUGUUGUUCGGAGCUCCGUUGUGGAGUCGAGGCUGCUUCUUUUGUGUCACGGAAUAUCCUGCGCAGUAGACGUCAGGCAGCUGCUCCUCCCCAUGGUUGACCUUGGUUUCAAAGAGAUGAGUCAACUGGACAAAAAUGCGGAUGGAACUCUGCUGACGAGCUGGGUAGGGUCCAUGACUUCUGUUUUGAAUUCACUCCGUCGUACUCUACGCGUACAUGGUGCUGAGCACGCACCUGCGGAUGAUUUUGUUUGCGAGUUGCACCGGCACUACCUUUCACUUCAGCGACUGUCGCCCGCAGCAGUGAGCGACAUUGUCACUGAUGCCUGGACUGAUUUCCUUUCUUCUGGCUUUGUUGUUGAGGGAGGCCUUCGUGGCAGUCGCCGCGUUUCCCUCUUUUCUGUGAGUAGUGAGAGGAGAUCAGCACUACAUGGGGCGCAACAAAUGGUGAAUGGCACACAUGUUGAUGUUGGCCAUGAGGAGCGAGACUAUAAAAGGCUGCGUAAAGAGUAA